CAAAAAUAAAGCAGAUUUGUUUUGAAAUGUUUUCAAGUUUACAAAAAAACUUUUUUUUAAUUGAAACCGGGCGAACCUAGUUAAAAUUCACCUCGAGUGUUUGCAUUCAAUUUUUUUUCAAUUUCAAGAUAAAAAGUUUAUAAUGCACCGGUCUGCAAUUUUCAGUUACGAUCUGCGACCCUCCAUGUCAGAAAUUGAAAUUUUUGUUUCAAUAAAAAUAUUUAAAUUUGAAUUCUUAUGAUUUUACUACUUGAAUAACUCCUCCAAAGCCCACUUUUAUUUGUGAUGUAAAAUUACAUUUCAUGCUGAAAUAAGGAGCUGAACUUUCAGACUUUCAAACCACUCCUUGUUCCAAUGCCUUAUCUUUUGAAGGUUCUUUUUAGUCUUACGUUCUUGUUAGCGCUGAUUAGCGUCACCAAAGCUAUCAGCACAGGUAAUUUCUCGUCCUCAUAGUAAUUAGCGUUAUUGACGAAAAAUUGCUAAAAAGAAGAAAGCACCAUUUUUUAACUCUCCGUUCUCGGAAGUCGCUCACUUUGCCUCUAAAAAUAACUAGCCCUGAAUUAUAUUUUGAGAGGUUUUUCGUGGUUCUACUGAAACUGCACGAGAAGAACUUGGCUUGAAAGAAUGGAAUUCAUGCUAAAAUUUUGACUUUUAACAAAGAAAUUAAAAAUGGAACAAAAACUUUACCUUUUUAUGUUCCACAAAAAAAUAAAAACUUAAUUAAAACUCGGAAAAUUAGGGCGGAGUUGCAGUUGUAAAAUUCAGGUCUGCUGAUGAACCUUGGAAUUGGGCGAAAUCGCGAUCCAGGCCAGUUAUUUGAUUAUUUUUGACACAAACAGGAAAGAUUUUUGAUUAAUUUUAAAUUAAUUUCUUGAUUAAAAGUCACAAUUUUGGUAUGCAUUCCAUUUUCUAUUCUUCAAAGCCAAGUUUCUGUAAAACCACGAAAAAAAUUAAACCCUGAAUCUUCUUCACACUUUACAACAUAAAAACAAAGACACUAAUUAAAGCAGAAAAAACACGCAAAAUACCAACUAUUUGAAGUAUUUUUUAGAAUUUCCCAUUUUCCAUUUCAAUUGCCUCGACGACAAAACCGUGAAUUAUGUCAUCACGUCCGCCAAGCUUUUUCUCAAUUGUUUUUAAUUCUGGCUUUCCUCCAAUAAUCCUUCGCGCGCCCUGUUGCUGUCGUGGGGAGUCGGUGAUCAGCGGGGGCCGCGUUGCCAUGGUGACCGGGGGUGGCUUUCGGUCGGUGGCUCAGUCAGUAGGGGGUGAAAGUGGAAGAGGCGAAAUGGCGCCGCCGGAAUGAGCACCAGGGUCGGGCCGCCGCAACUCCGCUUCUGGGCCUGGGCCGAACAAUCGACCCCCGAGUUGUCCGACCGCGCCGCCAUUCUCCGGGGCCGCACCCGACCCAAGGAUGAUGACCAGACUUCAGGUCUAUCGGAGGGCCGGGCCGGCGGGCACAAGGCGGUGCGGCGCAUCUGGUUCAAUCGGCACCUGUGGGACGCGGCGGCGGUCGACACCACCGACGGCGGUGCGUCCCAACCGACGCCGCCACCGCAGCGCUUCUGUUCCAACUACGUGUCGACGGCCAAGUACAGCUUCAUCUCCUUCUUCCCUUGCUUUCUGUACGAGCAGUUCCAGCGCUACUCCAACUGUUUCUUCCUCUUCAUCGGUUUGCUCCAGCAAAUUCCGGACGUGUCGCCCACCGGACGCUACACGACCAUCGUGCCCCUCUUCUUCAUUCUCAUGAUCUCGGCCAUCAAGGAGGUCAUUGAGGACUAUAAACGGCACAAGGCAGACAAUGAGACAAACAGACGCAAGGUGGAAGUUUUGAGGAGCGGUGCCUGGGAUUCUGUGAUGUGGCGGAACGUUGAAGUUGGGGACGUCGUCAAGGUGCACAAUGACUCCUUUUUCCCUGCAGACAUGGUGCUCCUCUCAUCUAGUGAGCCUCAGGGAAUGUGCUACAUUGAGACUGCCAAUUUGGACGGAGAAACAAAUCUAAAGAUCCGACAGGGACUUAGCCAAACCUCGUCGCUUCUCGACACGGCGCAACUUCAAAGUUUUGCUGCCAGUCUAGACUGCGAACCGCCGCACUUCAACCUGUACGACUUCAGUGGUAACGUCACAGUGAUGGGCCGUGGUUCUCUACCCCUAGGACCGGAGCAGUUGCUGCUGAGAGGUGCCAAGCUGAGGAACACCAACUGGAUUUUUGGCCUGGUUGUUUACACCGGUGUGGACACAAAGCUGAUGCAGAAUUCAAAUAAGGCGCCCCUCAAGAGGUCCUCUUUGGACCGUGCCACCAACUCUCAGGUUCUCAUCCUCUUCGGCCUGCUCGUCGGUCUCUGCAUUGUGAGUGCAAUCUUCAACGCCAUCUGGAACUCCGUUAACGCGGAAACACACACAUACAUCCCCAUGAAAGAUUCUACAAAUUUUUUCUACAAUCUGCUUACCUUCAUUAUCCUCUUCAACAAUCUCAUUCCUAUUUCCCUUCAAGUUUCACUAGAAGUUGUAAGGUAUUUUCAGGCAACCUUCAUAAAUGAGGACAAAGAAAUGUUCCACGUCGAGUCAGGGACGCCAGCUGCGGCGCGCACGUCGAACCUGAACGAAGAGCUGGGCCAGGUCAAAUUCAUCUUCACUGACAAGACUGGCACGCUGACGUGCAACGUGAUGGUGUUCAAGAAGUGUUCUGUGGCUGGAGAGGUGUUUGGCUUUCCCGAAGCCCACGAACAGCCGCACGAGUCACACUUGAUCCGCACCAUGCUUGCAGCUGACAAACCGACGGGGCAGCGCAUCCGAGAGUUCCUCACGUUGCUGGCUGUUUGUCACACAGUCAUUCCUGAGCGUGACAAAGAAAAUGGUACUAUCCUCUACCAUGCAGCUUCGCCUGAUGAGAGAGCCUUGGUGGAGGGUGCGCGUCAAUUUGGCUUUGUCUUUGAAACGCGGGUGCCUGAGUUUGUCACAAUCAGCGUAUUGGGAUGUGAGGAGCGCUAUGAGAUCCUGAACGUAAUUGAAUUUACAAGUACACGCAAGCGCAUGUCAGUGGUGGUGCGAACGCCGACUGGACAGAUCAAGCUUUUCUGCAAAGGCGCCGAUUCUGUCAUUUUUGAGCGGCUAAAUGACCGCACGAACUGCGACCUCACUUUGCACCACCUCGAGGGAUUUGCCACUGAGGGUCUGCGCACCCUUUGCUGCGCCGUUGCAGAUAUUUCAGAAGAGCACUACGAGGAGUGGAAGCAUACCUAUCACAAGGCAGCAACGGCACUGCAAGAUCGAGCUACACGAAUUGAAGAAGCGGCCGAGCUAAUUGAAAUCGGCCUUCGACUGGUCGGCGCCACUGCUAUUGAGGACAAACUACAAGAUGGGGUUCCGGAGGCCAUUGCACAGUUUCUUAAGGCUGAUAUCCAUGUAUGGAUUUUAACGGGCGAUAAACAAGAGACGGCCAUUAACAUUGGCUACUCGUGUCGUCUUUUAACUCAGGGCAUGCAGAUCCUUAUUCUAGACCAAGGAAGUUUAGAUAGCACUAGAGAUAAAAUAAAUGAGUACAUUCGGAGUAUAAGUGCGCUGGGCGGCGGCGGCUGCUCAGCGCGGGACAGUGACUUUGCACUGAUCGUUGAUGGGAAGACGCUUACUUACGCACUGUCAUACGACCUUUGUCGUGAAUUUCUUGCACUUUGCACAAGCUGUCGAUCAGUGGUGUGCUGUCGCGUCUCUCCGCUGCAGAAGGCUGAAGUAGUUGGCAUGGUCACUGCGCACACAAAAUUCAUUACAUUAGCAAUUGGCGACGGAGCCAACGACGUCGCCAUGAUCCAAAAGGCCAACGUUGGAAUUGGAAUUUCUGGUCAAGAGGGACUUCAGGCUGCCUGCGCAUCUGAUUAUUCAAUUGCACAGUUUCGUUAUUUGGCCCGACUGCUGUUUGUGCACGGAGCGUGGAAUUACGCGCGAAUGAGCAAACUGAUCCUGUACAGUUUUUACAAGAACAUCUGUCUGUAUGUCAUCGAGCUGUGGUACGCCAUCUAUUCUGGGUGGUCUGGUCAGAUCCUCUUUGAGCGCUGGACCAUUGGAUUCUACAAUGUGCUUUUCACAGCAGCGCCCCCGCUGGCAAUGGGCCUGUUCGACCGAGCCUGCAGUGCUGAUGCAAUGAUGAGCUUCCCGCUGCUGUACAAGAGUUCUCAGCUCGGCAGCGCUUUUAACCGUCGCGUCUUUUGGAUCUGGAUUGCCAAUUCCCUGUUUCACUCCGUUCUCCUUUAUUGGCUCCCUCUGAUGGCCUUCCAGCAGGAUGUUGUAUGGAGCAAUGGACGAGAGGGCGGAUAUCUAGUCCUUGGAAACACCGUUUACUCGUAUGUGGUAAUGACGGUGUGUCUGAAAGCUGCGCUAGUCACUCAUUAUUGGACGUGGGUCACCCACCUAGCCAUUUGGGGUUCCAUCAUUGCUUGGUUUAUCUUCCUGGUCAUCUAUAGUAACUUCUGGCCAACAAUCCCUUUGGGCGCUGUAAUGGCCGGUCAGGACCACAUGGUCUUCACGUCUCCCGUCUUCUGGCUCGGACUCGUACUCAUUCCGUUUACAGCGCUGCUCCCGGAUGCCACCAUGAAAAUUGGUUGGCUUUGGACCAACAAGAAUUUGGAGGAAAACGUACGCGAGAGUGAAGUGCGCAACCGUGACCCUAGUCGAAUCAUGCAGAAGGAGCGUAGCAGACUGACCGAGACGGCACGGCUGCUCAAGAACGUCAAGAACGUGUUCCGCCGGGCGCCCAACAGUUCCAACAUUGAGGUGGAACUCUCGCAUGGAUAUGCGUUUUCACAAGAGGAGCACGGCGCGGUGACGCAGUCUGAGGUGAUCCGCGCGUACAACACAAACCUGCCUAAGCCCGAGGGCAUGUGACCGCUGACCCUGUGAUCUCAUUAUUCUAGAUCUGAUCAAAAUUUAUUGUUAUAUACAUACAAAUUUAAUCCACUAAUCAAUUGUAACAAAUUGAUUUGAAAUUGAUUUUCAUGAAAAUUAAUGUUAAAGUAAAGAAGAAAAAAAAUAUACUAAAUGCGCGCAUUAAAAUCGUUGUCAUGACGCCUGAAUUGGAGUGGCAAAUUAAAUUAGCAAAACAAAAUAUUUUGCUUCUGCAAUGAUCAAAAACGUUCUGAAUUUACGAACCAUAAUUACUCUUAUUGCUGUGUUAAAAGCAUCAAAAACAUUGUUAACUGAAAUUAUAUGAAUGGUGACAUGAUGUUGCUCUAUCUCUUAAAUAAACUCGCGUGAAAAAUGCU
Neocloeon triangulifer is the source of this 5252-nucleotide messenger RNA. It is a transcript of the gene ATP8A, whose product is annotated as probable phospholipid-transporting ATPase IA. Bases 1300 to 4875 code for a protein of 1191 amino acids. The transcript is spliced from 17 exons. Gene Ontology annotation, molecular function: magnesium ion binding; ATP hydrolysis activity; ATPase-coupled intramembrane lipid carrier activity. Lineage: Eukaryota; Metazoa; Arthropoda; Insecta; Ephemeroptera; Baetidae. Gene Ontology annotation, cellular component: plasma membrane. Gene Ontology annotation, biological process: phospholipid translocation. The record is from RefSeq and is a predicted model, not a curated record.